AAAAUGCUGGCGACAGAGUUCAAUGACCUUGAAAGCGAGAUGAAGACUCAAAAGAGACACAAUGCCGUCAAAAUUAAGGACUUAACAAAACAGUUGCAAACGCUCAGUAAGAGGUUAAACAUCAGCCAGCCAGGCAAUCACAACAGCAGCGUUCAUUCCGAUGGUGUCGCCGGCGACGGUUGCGGUCGCGGUAGCCGCGUCAACCAAUCGGAUGACGUAAAUUUCUCGACUCCUCCCACAGUGCGCGUGGUUCAGGUGAACAAGCAGAUGUUGAUUGACAAGAUAGUAUCUCUGCAGAAAACCCUCGCCAAAAAGAACGAAAGGAUGGAGUUCCUAUACGAGCACAACAUCAAGCUGACUCAUGAAUUGGCCAACAAAGCCAAGAUAAUAAAGAACUACGUACUAAAAGAGGAAGCAGGUGUCAUGUCGACCAACCAAUCAGAUCGAUUAAAACUGCAGAUGACGAGACGUGGUGGCAUCAUGGCUUCUUUGUUCAGCUCUCAGCAGCAGGAUGAAGGUAUGACGGUUGACCUCGCUCUUGAGAUUUGCCACAAGCUCCAGUCAGUCCUUGAAGAUACGUUGCUCAAGAAUAUUGCUCUUAAGGAAAGCAUUGAAGUACUGGGUCAGCAGGUUGAGAAACUCACAAAGGAGAGCCAGGCCAAACAUCAACAAUGAUGAUGAUGAUGAUGAAGAAGACGAUGAUUAUGAUAUAAGGAUGAUGAUGAUGGUGAUGGUGGUGGUGAAGUUCGUGAAAGUGGUGAUGAUGACUAGCAUGUUCUAUGUUUCAUAUUAUCAUAUUUAUUUUCAGCUGCAAAUUUCGAUACAGAUUACCGUUUAUUCACUUCAUCUGGCUGCUUACCUCAAACUCAAACUUUAAUCGAGUUAAGGAAUGUAUUAAUGAAUGAAUAUGAAUGAAUGAAUGAAUGAAUGAAUGAACAAACGAAUGAAUGAAUGAAUAAAGUUAUCGAAUAAUAAUUAAACAGUUAAUAGACGGGCAUAUUAAUCCAACGCAUCCAUCUUUCCUGCAUUUGAUUUCCGACGGCAGCUGGCUGGUGGUGUUCCAUAAAUUUUAAUUUACUCCACACGUUCUUGUGUUCAUUAUUUAGUAUUCUUUGUUUGAAACACGCAACAUCCUAUAAUGUGGUGUGCCUGUGCGAGUUUGUUUGUGCUAAAAUACACACACACACACACAUAUAUAUAUAU
Messenger RNA from Helobdella robusta, 1203 nucleotides. RefSeq lists its product as hypothetical. The record is from RefSeq and is a predicted model, not a curated record. Lineage: Eukaryota; Metazoa; Annelida; Clitellata; Rhynchobdellida; Glossiphoniidae. Gene Ontology annotation, cellular component: trans-Golgi network. The coding region runs from base 4 to 675 and encodes 223 amino acids. Gene Ontology annotation, biological process: vesicle cytoskeletal trafficking. Gene Ontology annotation, molecular function: small GTPase binding. The transcript is spliced from 6 exons.